Molecule: messenger RNA, 1225 nt
Organism: Darwinula stevensoni
Lineage: Eukaryota; Metazoa; Arthropoda; Ostracoda; Podocopida; Darwinulidae
Source: the annotation of a GenBank genome assembly
CCGAUGGAAUUUCUGUGCUCGACCCGAUCGUCGAUACGAUGCCUUUCCAGUGCGGCGUUGGCGGGGGUCUCGGCCCUGGCGAUCCCCUUCGUGAAGGACAUGGUCGGGAUCUGCCUGGUGGCGUGCGUGUACGCGUACGGGCUCGGGUGCUGGACCGUCCACAUCCCCGUCCUGUUGGUGCACUACCUCGGCGUCCGCAACAUCGCCACCACGCUCGGCGCCAUCAAGCUGUUCCAGGGCAUCGCCCUCCUCACCUUUCCUCCCGUGCUCGGGUACGUGAAGGACCGGACGGGGUCGUUCUCCGGCUGCUACUACCUGAUGGGGUCCUGCAUGCUCCUCGGCUCCUUCCUGCUCCUCCUCGAGCCCAAGGUCGCUCGGAUGAGGAGACAGAACCCCCGCCUUCAGCGCUCCUCUCCCGCCUGAUCCUGACGGGUUUUCAUUCCGUUUGCGCGGGUUUCGCCAGCAAGUUCAUUCGUGAAGCACUUGACUUUAAAAGCUCGAUGGCGAACAAUCGUCUGAUUAGAGCUGAUAUUGCCAUGAAAAUAUUUUUACAUUUUAAAGGUUGACUAGCAUAUUGGGUGAGAAUUUUAACGAUUUUACGUAAAAUUAACAACGGGCAGAAAAUAAAUAAAUAAAUAAAUAAUAAAUAUGCUAAAAUCCAGGGAAAACAGCCGGACUUCCAUUUCUUGUGAUCUUCAUCAGUGACUUCAUCGCAAGUAGUGAUAACUAACGCUGCAGAGUACGAGAUGUGAUGCAAAUUUUCCCUCCCCGGGGGAUUUCGCGUUGAUUUUUUUUUUGUUUUACCCGAGUUGUGGAUACAGUAUUCGUUGAUGUCGGAUCAUGCCGUCCUGCGAUGCGAUGCCUCGUCCCGCGCGAUCGCGGUCGGCCGAGAUCGGGCGGUGGCGGAUCUCCAACCUUGUGAUUCCUCCGGACUUCCAUGAAAUGUCACUCGUGUGCGUCACUUAAAAGCAUUGCUAUAUUUGAAAAUUCUCACAUUUGUCCGAACGGCUACAAAUAGCAAGAGUGUGGUCUUUGACCGGCUAAAUUUUGUGAUUAGCUAAUUUUGGUGAUUUUUGAUUGACAUUAUAUCAAAAUAGAGCAAUGAGCACAAAAGUAAUGAAUUCUUUUUUUCCCCCACACUUUUCCUAGCAACUUUUCAUAGAAUUGAUAUGUACUGUAGAUAUGAUGCAUGUCGUGCUAUACAAUACUGUCGUACAAUCCAGCC